AUGCCUGAAGUAGAUUACUUACCUCCAGUAGAUUACUUACCUCCAGUAGAUUACUUACCUCCAGUAGAUUACUUACCUCCAGUAGAUUACUUACCUCCAGUAGAUUACUUACCUCCAGUAGAUUACUUACCUCCAGUAGAUUACUUACCUCCAGUAGAUUACUUACCUCCAGUAGAUUACUUACCUCCAGUAGAUUACUUACCUCCAGUAGAUUACUUACCUCCAGUAGAUUACUUACCUCCAGUAGAUUACUUACCUCCAGUAGAUUACUUACCUCCAGUAGAUUACUUACCUCCAGUAGAUUACUUACCUCCAGUAGAUUACUUACCUCCAGUAGAUUACUUACCUCCAGUAGAUUACUUACCUCCAGUAGAUUACUUACCUCCAGUAGAUUACUUACCUCCAGUAGAUUACUUACCUCCAGUAGAUUACUUACCUCCAGUAGAUUACUUACCUCCAGUAGAUUACUUACCUCCAGUAGAUUACUUACCUCCAGUAGAUUACUUACCUCCAGUAGAUUACUUACCUCCAGUAGAUUACUUACCUCCAGUAGAUUACUUACCUCCAGUAGAUUACUUACCUCCAGCAGAUUACUUACCUCCAGCAGAUUACUUACCUCCAGCAGAUUACUUACCUCCAGCAGAUUACUUACCUCCAGCAGAUUACUUACCUCCAGUGAAGCCGACCAUGUCUGCAGUUGAGAUCGUAUAUCUUCCUGGUCUUCUUCCUCCACCGCAUCAUGUAAUUGUAUUGAGAUAA
This is a messenger RNA of Schistocerca americana (American grasshopper), 759 nucleotides long. RefSeq names its product early nodulin-75-like. Lineage: Eukaryota; Metazoa; Arthropoda; Insecta; Orthoptera; Acrididae. The transcript has a single exon. Bases 1 to 759 code for a protein of 252 amino acids. The record is from RefSeq and is a predicted model, not a curated record.